Messenger RNA from Acanthosepion pharaonis, 960 nucleotides. NCBI's taxonomy places the organism in Eukaryota, Metazoa, Mollusca, Cephalopoda, Sepiida, Sepiidae. The record is from the annotation of a GenBank genome assembly.
AUGGCAGACCGUAACCCAGGAGUUGAUUAUGAUGAAACAUGGUUACACAACAUUUAUAUCAACUUACCAGCAGUAAAAAGACGGGCUGACACAUUGGCUACUCGUCGAACUGUAAAGAAACAAUGGCAGGCUGCUUGGCUUCUGCGAGCUGUCACAUGCAUUGACUUGACCACCCUGUCAGGAGAUGACACUUAUUCCAAUGUAGAGAGACUCUGUUUCAAGGCCAAACACCCAAUCCAAAAUAACUUGUUGAAAGCCCUCAAUAUGCAAGACAAAGGUAUCUCUACAGCUGCUGUAUGUGUCUAUCCUAGUCGAGUGGCUGACUGUGUCAAAGCACUAAAGAAAGCAAGAGCCAUGCAUAUACCAAUUGCAUCAGUGGCUACGGGCUUCCCUGCUGGUCAGAGUCCUUUGAAGACUCGUCUGGAAGAAAUUCGUUGUGCAGUGGCAGAUGGGGCUACAGAAAUUGACAUUGUCAUCAAUCGUCAAUUUGCUCUUUCUGGAAACUGGGAAGGUGUCUAUGACGAAGUGAAACAAAUGAGGGAAGCUUGUGGUGAUGCUCACCUGAAAGCCAUUCUGGCUGUUGGGGAACUAGGAUCUAUGGUCAAUGUGUACAAGGCUUCAUUAAUCUGUAUGAUGGCAGGGUCAGAUUUCAUCAAAACUUCCACCGGCAAAGAAGGAGUGAAUGCUACUCUACCUGUUGGUCUGAUCAUGUGUAGAGCCAUACGAGAUUAUUAUGAAAGAACCAAGUAUAAGGUUGGCUUCAAGGCUGCUGGGGGAAUCCGUUCUGCUAAGGAUGCUUGCACUUGGUUGUCUCUGAUGAAAGAAGAGCUAGGAGACGAAUGGACAAAACCUGCUCUCUUCCGUUUGGGAGCCAGCUCUCUUUUGGGAGACAUUGAGCGACAAAUCUUCCAUCAUGUCACUGGACAUUAUGCUUCUGGGCAAGAGCUGCCUUUGGCUUAA